AGGAAGGGUAUUUAUGCCGGAGCAGAUCUGAUGAGAUGAACACACUGAGCAGUGAUGACUCUCUACAAAGUGAUCUGUGUGGCAGCUCUGCUGACUCUACUGGCAGCAGUCUCCAUACCGAACCCAGUAUCAGAGGACAGCACCUCUAACAUCACGUCGAACAGAAAGUUGAGACAGAAGAGAUCCUCCAACAUACCUGGUGCAAGCGCCAACCUGGAUUGGGUGUAUAGGAGUUCUGGCAGUUCUCUUCCUGAUGGAUCUGUGUCGUUUUACAACAACUACGAACACCGCCUUGACUACAUCUGCCAAUGUGGUUGUCAUUCAGGUUUCCACACCGCAAGAAGUAAUACGUGCAACUACGGCUUUGCUAGGGAAGAGGAGGUAUGCUCUGAUUUUUGGGUCCUGGUGAACAAAGAUGAUUUUGAGGCUUUAGAGUGGAAGGCUGGCUCAGAUGGUUCAGUGCCUCAAAAUGCGGUCAAGACCUGCUCCGACUUUGAUGUAUAUGUUGCAAAGAACGAGUAUGGUCUUGGGAAGGUGCAUGCUAGACACGAGGCCUUCUAUCUUCCCUGGAGUGGUUCUGAGUAUAAGUACAAUGAGUACGAGGUCCUGACUAUGAACAAAAAUAUUUUCAAAGAGCACAUUUCUGAUGUGAGUUACAGGAUUGAUGCAGCUGAAAGAUUUAAGCAUCCUCCAGAGGUCAUGAGCAAGUCUACCAUUGUCAAUAAACAGUGCAGAGAAGUUACAAAAACAUCUAAGGUCUCAGUGACGUAUGAAGAAGAGAAAAGGUGGGAUACUAGCACUGCCAUCUCAGCUGGUGUCACAGCUAGCAUCACUACUGAAAUCCCAUUUGCUGCCGAGAUAGGUAUUCAGCUUAGUACUGAGGUAACCGACACAUUCUCCAGUGGGACCACCCUAAAGGAGUCGAAAAGCCUUGCUGUUGAUGUCGAAGUAACUGUGCCACCAAACCACUCCUGCGCUGCCAGUAUUAUAGGACAUAAGUUCUCAAUGAAUAUCCCUUACACAGCACGCCUCACCCGCACCUACCGUAAUGGGGAAACCACAUCAACAAUCAUCACUGGGGAGUACAAGGAUGUGAGCGUUGUAGAUUUCAAGUCUGUUGUGGAUCGCUGUGUUCCUAUACCCAAUGCUAAGCCUUGUGAAUGAAAGAAAAAUGGAAGAGUACUUAAAAGGUACUUAUGCUAAUUUCCAGCUCUAUAUUUUAGAUUUGUGUACUCCAUUAGAGUAGCUUUGCAUGAUUCACAGUACAAAAAAAACAUAUUAAUCUUAUAGUGGCCCUUCAUGCAGCCGCUCAGUUCAGUCUGUAGCAGGCUGUUUUGGAUCCCCGAACCAACAACACUGUUAUAUUGCAGCGUUUUCUCUUGUGAUGUAACUCUGUUCU
Messenger RNA from Scomber japonicus (chub mackerel), 1399 nucleotides. RefSeq names its product natterin-3-like. NCBI's taxonomy places the organism in Eukaryota, Metazoa, Chordata, Actinopteri, Scombriformes, Scombridae. The coding region runs from base 55 to 1164 and encodes 369 amino acids. The record is from RefSeq and is a predicted model, not a curated record. The transcript is spliced from 2 exons.